Venturia canescens is the source of this 924-nucleotide messenger RNA. RefSeq lists its product as uncharacterized. The transcript is spliced from 3 exons. The coding region runs from base 330 to 848 and encodes 172 amino acids. The record is from RefSeq and is a predicted model, not a curated record. Lineage: Eukaryota; Metazoa; Arthropoda; Insecta; Hymenoptera; Ichneumonidae.
GUUUGAUCCCGAGAAAGAAAAUCCACUGUCAAACUCCACGGCGUUGGAUAUCAAGUUGAGCGAUGACAAUGUAAAUAAGGAGGAAAAUAAAGCCCCGACUGAAGCGGCCGAAACAACGAACAACGUUAGAAUUUAUCCUCCCAAUAAAAGUCGUAAUUAAUGAAAAGAAAAAAUACCAUCAAUUCUGCUUCUCUUGAUUAAUAACGGGAAAAUUUGUGACAGAGCAACAGAAAUUCGUGCAACUAUUGAAAAUUUGAAAAUUGAGCGUAUCGACGUUGUAAUUAUGAUUUUGAAAAAUAAUAUUUUUGUCCAAGCAGCAUAUUGCGACGAUGAGUGACGAGCCCGGAGCAUCAAAAAUUACUGGGAAACGCGAUCAGAGCCUCGUUCAAGACGAGCAUUGUGAUCGCGUACAAUGUAAAGCACCGGAACGAGAUAACGAGGAGAAGAAAGAGACCGUAAGCGUCACGUACAACGAAAUGAUAUCGAGAGGUCCCACACCAUGCGCCGAACAAUAUUCAAUCGCAGACUUCUUCGCCGAGAGUGGAUAUUUCGAAGCAACGAAAGACGGGACGCUUGAGGAAACGAGAGAGAACGAAGAUCCUCGAAGAACAACUUUGGCAGACUUGAGUACGAAGGAAAUGGUGAAGUUUUUAAAUUCUUCAAGAGCACAGCACAUUGAAAUAAUAAAGAAGGAAAUUGAAAGACUUUACGGACUGGAAAGAUUUAUGGAAAAUUUUCCCAUGGAUGGAUUCGAUGCUUUUCUUAGCAAAGAUCUGGCAAAACGUAUGGAAGAUUUAGAAAAUCAAAUGGUGGCAAAAAAAACUAACAAAUCUGCGAAAGAAAAUUGAUGGAAAAUUUAUAUUUUACAAAUUAGUAAACCCUACGAACAUUGAAAAUAAAGUUACAAAAAAAGUAAAUUUAAUA